AAAUACGUUAAUGUCUGACAAGGAGAAAGAAGUGCCUUUUCGAGUGGCAAUCAUUGGUGCUGGCAUGGGCGGUGCAACAGCUGCGUACUACCUGCGUCAGCUAUUUGGCUCGGAAGUGGUCAUCACCGUGUUUGAACAAACCGGACGGAUCGGCGGUCGGAUAAAAUCUGCCAAUUUUGCUGGUCAGCUAAUCGAGACGGGAGCCAGUAUUUAUCACACCAGCAACCAGUACAUGACAAGUUUCGCGAAGAAGUUUGAUUUGAGUGUUCAGGACGUGAGUGCCACAGAUUAUCGUCUCAUGAUAUACGACGGUUGCGGUGGUCUCUCGUUUUCUUCACUGAGUGGCCCAUCGUGCUUUCUCCCAGUUCGUUUGCUGUGGCGAUACGGGCUACAAUUGAUCAAGUUGAGAUCUAUCACGCGCUCACACAUGAGGGAUUUUUCAAGGAUUUACAGACUUCAAGAUGACGGUGAAUGUUUUACGACCACAGCCAACCUAUUUUCUGCCAUAAAACCAGAGUUCGUAGAAAUGACAAAAUGGAGUUUUGAUGAUUGGCUGAGCCAACGAAGCAAAAUUUCCGAUCCAUUAAAGUCCGAGAUUGUAUACGGCGCAUUAUCGAAAACCUACAGCCAGAGCCUCGAUGUGCACGCUUUUGUGGGUUUCAUUAGCUUGGCAUCCAUUAUACCAAAACUGGCCGCUAUCCAAGAUGGUAACGAACUUGUCCCCAAAAUGUUGAUCCAGCAUGCUCUGGAGCACAAUCCCCCCGGGAAGUCAGGAGGGUUUAUCCACGCAAAGGUCACCGCCAUCGAGCCGUCUACAUCCGUUGAGGGGUAG
Messenger RNA from Dicrocoelium dendriticum, 832 nucleotides. The record is from the annotation of a GenBank genome assembly. Lineage: Eukaryota; Metazoa; Platyhelminthes; Trematoda; Plagiorchiida; Dicrocoeliidae.